This is a messenger RNA of Rana temporaria (common frog), 630 nucleotides long. RefSeq names its product golgin subfamily A member 6-like protein 6. The record is from RefSeq and is a predicted model, not a curated record. The transcript is spliced from 2 exons. The coding region runs from base 41 to 616 and encodes 191 amino acids. NCBI's taxonomy places the organism in Eukaryota, Metazoa, Chordata, Amphibia, Anura, Ranidae.
UAGAGUUACCAAGUCAAUCCCAAUAGGAGAACAGGAAAAUAUGAAGAAGGUGCUCCUGAAAUCCAGAGACCUAACAGGUGUGUACCCCAUUGUUGUCCUCACCCACAAGACCAGCGGAAAUCUCACAGAUACAGAGAACGCGUUUCGGGACAUGGGCAUGGAAAGAAUUUUCUCAUUUGAAAACUACACGAAAGAAGACCACAUGAAGACCAGGGGGAGACAUGAAGAGGUGCUGAAGUUUCUUUGUGAAGUCAUUAAAGACGUUCAGUUUAGAAUAGAACAUCGACCACACGAUCCAGCGAAAGAGAUCAUGGAGAGAAAAACUUUUGUAAUGAAUUACAUACAUGAGUAUGCAAAGAAAGUCCAAGAGGAGAAGAUUGAGAGGCAGAGAGCCAUGGAGAAAGUACAACAAGAGAAGAAGAAGAAGGAGCAGGAAGAGCAGAUGAACAGGCAGAGAGAGAGGGAGAAACAGGACCAGGCCAAUGAGUUGAAAUGGAGACAGGAGGAGCUGGAGAGGCAGAGACAAGCAGAACUAGCCAGGCAGGAGGAACAACUGCGAGCUGCACAAGAGAAGCUUCAAAAGAAAAAGAAGAAAAAGUGGGGGAUUUUUGGGUAAUUUUUGUAAUUUAU